Molecule: messenger RNA, 1129 nt
Organism: Ipomoea triloba (trilobed morning glory)
Lineage: Eukaryota; Viridiplantae; Streptophyta; Magnoliopsida; Solanales; Convolvulaceae
Product: probable xyloglucan endotransglucosylase/hydrolase protein 33
Exons: 4
Coding region: 51-1016 (321 amino acids)
Biological process (GO): xyloglucan metabolic process; cell wall biogenesis
Cellular component (GO): cell wall; apoplast
Molecular function (GO): xyloglucan:xyloglucosyl transferase activity; hydrolase activity, hydrolyzing O-glycosyl compounds
Source: RefSeq, a predicted model, not a curated record
UUCUCUUCAUUCAUCCCAACAAAAAAAAUAAAAAAAAAAUAAAAAAGAACAUGAGAAUGGCACUUUUCAAGAAUAGCCCACAAUUCUUCUUGAUCCUUUCCAUGGUGGUUAUCACUAAGGUGUCAGCAAGAGGUCCAAUCUAUACCCCUCCUAGUGUUGACAGACUAACAGAUCGUUUCAGCCAAACUGGGGUUACUCAAGGUUACAAUGUGCUCUAUGGGGGUCACAAUAUUCAACUCAAAAACAAUGGGUCCAGUGCUGAUCUUGUCUUGGACAAAUCUUCAGGAUCUGGGUUGGUGUCAAAAGACAGAUACUACUAUGGCUUCUUCAAUGCUGCUAUCAAGCUCCCUGCUGGUUUUACCUCUGGAGUUGUGGUGGCCUUUUAUGGUGGCAAGAAUAUUUUGUGUUUUUGGGUUUGUGUGCAGAUGUCUAAUCAAGGUGUUUAUCCACACAACCAUGAUGAAAUAGACAUUGAAUUGCUUGGGUAUGAUAAGAGGAGAGAUUGGGUGUUGCAGACCAAUCUUUAUGGCAAUGGAAGUGUGAAAACAGGGAGGGAAGAGAAGUUCUAUCUUUGGUUUGACCCAACUCAAGCUUCCCAUGACUAUUCCAUACUCUGGAACUCUCAUCACAUCUUCUUCUUAGUGGACAACAUACCAGUAAGAGAGGUGGUGAACAAUGCAGCAAUUUCAACAGUGUACCCAUCAAAGCCAAUGUCAGUAUAUGUGACAAUAUGGGAUGGGUCAGAAUGGGCUACACAUGGUGGGAAGUACCCAGUGAAUUACAACUAUGCCCCCUUUGUGGCAUCCAUGGGAAGGGUAGAAUUGGAAGGGUGCACCAACAGCAGCUCAGAUUGUACAAGAAGAAGCCCUUCAAGUUUGGAGGGGGAAGGGUUUGUGAAGCUAACUCAGCAGCAGAUUUCAGGGUUGCAGUGGGCACGUGGGAAGCACAUGUUCUAUUCUUAUUGCCAAGAUAAAGCUAGAUACAAAGUCUUGCCACCAGAGUGCACUUCUAAAUAAUAUAUAUAUAUAUGUGUUCAACUUUUUUUUAAUUAUUAUUUAUUUUUAUUGGAGCUAGGAUGAAUCAUUUUGCUAUGGAAAAAUAAGAGUUAAUCAAUAUUUUAGUAUCUCAA